AUGGAGCAGAAGCCAAUCAAGCUCGUGAGGAACGAGGACUACAUCCGCAGCGGUCGCAAGUCGCUCGGUCACCUCGUCCGCAAGUACGGCGAGAAGUUCAUCGACAAGUUCAAGCCGGGAACCCACAAGAAUAACUCGCACACCAUUUCAAAGAUGAUGACCCACAAGGAUGCGUCCGGCAAACUCGGCGAAGUCGACGCAGAAGACGUACAGCAAGAUUCUGAGUACUUAGCACAGAUCGCCGUGGGCACGCCGCCGCAGCACUGCAAUGUCAACUUCGACUCCGGAUCUUCGGACCUCUGGCUCUGGUCGACCUUGUUGGACAAGGCCGUUGUGAAGAAGGGCGUCGCAACAGGCCAUGCCAUCAAAUACGGCGACGGCUCCAACGCCGAGGGAACGGUCGGCACCGACGAAGUGAGCAUCGGAGGCAUCAAGCUGCACAACCAAGGCGUGGAGCUGGCCAAGGAGUUGUCGCCGCAAUUCCAGCAGUCGAAAGGAGAUGGUCUCUGUGGACUGGCAUUCGGCGCCAUCAACACAGUCAAACCUAUGCCGGUCAAGACGCCCGUGGAGAACAUGAUCGGACAAUCCGAUAUCCAGCCUGGAAGCGAGCUCUUCACCGCAUACUUGACCAACAGCAAAGACCACACAACUCCUUGCUACACAUUUGGUUACAUUGACAGCUACCUCCGUGGUGAGGGCCAGAUCCAUUAUGCUCCGGUCGACAGCUCUCAGGGCUUCUGGAGUGUCCCGUCAACUUCUGCUCGCGUCAAUGAUCUCGAGCUCGCCCUGGUCGGCGGCUCAGCCAUCAUGGAUACCGGCACAACGCUGUGUUUGAUCGACGACAACACCUGCAAGGCCAUCUACGAAGCCAUUCCGAAUUCGCGUUACGAUUCCAGCCAAGGCGGCUACCUCUUCCCUACGUCGCACUCCCUCGACAAGAUCCCCGUGGUCAAGUUUGCCAUCGGCAACGACCUCUUCACCAUCCACAAGCAAGACAUCGCCUUCGCCGAUGCUGGCAACGGCAUGACCUACGGCGGCAUCCAGUCCCGUGGCAACCUCAGCUUCUCCAUCUACGGCUGCUCGGUGCUGAAGGGCAUGUACGCCAUUUUCGACCAGGGCAAGCAGAGGUUCGGCUGGGUGCAGAAGGACGACAAGUCGACUUCGAUGGAGAAUGAGGCGACGGGCCAGAAGAAGACUGUGCCAGCUGCGACUGCGACUGCUCCUCAUCCGGCGGCGGGUCAGCACAAGCAUUACGAGGUGGAGAUGCCUCAUUAUGUUGGAAUUUGA
Zymoseptoria tritici IPO323 is the source of this 1287-nucleotide messenger RNA. RefSeq lists its product as uncharacterized. Gene Ontology annotation, biological process: proteolysis. Lineage: Eukaryota; Fungi; Ascomycota; Dothideomycetes; Mycosphaerellales; Mycosphaerellaceae. The transcript has 5 exons. Bases 1 to 1287 code for a protein of 428 amino acids. Gene Ontology annotation, molecular function: aspartic-type endopeptidase activity. The record is from RefSeq and is a predicted model, not a curated record.